Hibiscus syriacus is the source of this 1127-nucleotide messenger RNA. Its product is annotated as PLASMODESMATA CALLOSE-BINDING PROTEIN 2-like. Bases 208 to 915 code for a protein of 235 amino acids. Lineage: Eukaryota; Viridiplantae; Streptophyta; Magnoliopsida; Malvales; Malvaceae. The record is from RefSeq and is a predicted model, not a curated record. The transcript has 4 exons.
AAACCUAAAUUCCAAAGCAAGUCUCUCUCUCUCUCUCUCGCUCCUUUUCCCUUUUCAACCUUUUUCCCUCCUUUGCUUCUUCCCCACAGAAGCAGCACUGUGAGUGAUGUUCAUGCCAAAGUCUGCUUCUUUGAUGUUUCUCUUCAUUUCCUUUUUCCCAACAAAUUGAAGAAGAAGAAGAAGAAGGAGAAGGCGGAUGUUAGAGCAAUGGAUUCAAGUGCAAUCUUCUCCAAAAUCUUCCUCCUCUUUUGCCUCUUGCUCUUUCCAGGUCCAAGUGAUACAAGGAAGAUUAAUAUUUACAGCAACGAAAAGGACAUAACAACUCCUAUAGCAACCAUACCAAUAAUGAUUCCGGCCACAUCGUCGACUCCGGUGUGGAACCCUACUUCAAACCCGGAUUCGGCAACAUCUCCCAUCACAACGGCACCACCAAUGACGGUGGUUCCGACGACGACGACGACACGGGGUGGCGGCGGCAGCUGGUGCGUGGCCAGCCAAAGUGCAUCACAAAGUGCAUUGCAAGCAGGUCUAGACUAUGCGUGCGGGUCUGGCGGUGCCGACUGUGCGGCGGUCCAGCCGGGUGGAGGGUGUUACAAUCCGAACACGAUCCAUGCGCAUGCUUCUUACGCGUUCAAUAGCUACUUCAGGAAGAACCCGGUUCCUAGUAGCUGUAAUUUUGGAGGCGCUGCCGUUACCACCAGCAUUGAUCCAAGUAGUGGGACAUGUCAGUAUCAAUCCACAAGCACAACCUCUUCCAUCUUAAACACCACCAAUUCAAACGGUUCAAAUGUCUUCGGUGCCGUGCCUUACUACCCGUCUCCGCCGAUGGCCACUGCCAUCCGAUUAAAACCACCCGGACAACUGCUUUUCACCGCCGUGGCAUGUCUGGUUUUGCUAGGCAGAUAUUAUAAAUGAAAUAGAUGAAGAGCCUCAUAAUUUUUUACUUCUUUGUUGGUUGCCUUAAGGUUUUAAAUUUUUCAUGGAAACUAUGGUGAACCAAAGUGAACCAUAGAAUGUAGUGAGGAACGAAAGAAUGAUUUUACUUGAUCUAUCUUUGACUUUAGCUUUAGGAUUGGGUUUAUGUAUUUGCCUUCAUUUGUUGUUUUUUUUUCUUGGAAAAAUAGAUA